CAGGCAGGCUAGUGACUUCCUCUAUGCUCAGCCCUGGGCACAAAGAGACUUCUGCACUCCCAGCAUAGGGAAGGCAGGAGACUGGGGCUUCUCUGGGCCACUUGAGAAACUGUCAGGAAGAAAGGAAUGAGAGAAAACCAAAACUGAGAGUCUUCUGAGAAGCAUGGGGGGUAGGAAGAUGGCAAGAGAUGAGGAAGGCGCCUAUGGCUCAGAGGAUUCCAGGGCCUCCCAGGUGCCCCAGCUGAGGGUCAUCUUAGUGGGCAGGACUGGGACCGGCAAGAGUGCCACUGGCAACAGCAUCCUGGGCCAGAAGUGCUUCCUGUCCAGGCUGGGGGCGGUGCCUGUCACCAGAAGUUGCACCUUGGCUAGCAGAAGAUGGGCCAGCUGGCAGGUGGAGGUGGUGGACACCCCGGACAUCUUCAGCUCCGAGACCCCGCGGACCGACCCCGGGUUCGUGGAGGCAGCUCGUUGCUUCGUGCUGUCGGCUCCCGGGCCGCACGCGCUACUGCUCGUCACCCAGCUGGGUCGCUUCACCACACAGGACAGUCAGGCGCUGGCCGCGGUGAAACGGAUGUUCGGGAAGCAAGUGAUGGCACGCACCGUCGUGGUGUUCACACGCAAGGAGGACCUGGCCGGAGACCCCCUGCAGGAUUACGUGCGCUGCACGGACAACCGCGCGCUGCGGGAGCUGGUGGCCGAGUGCGGGGGCCGCGUGUGCGCCAUCAACAACCGCGCCACAGGCAGCGAGCGCGAGGCUCAGGCCGAGGAGCUGCUGGGUCUGGUGGCGAGGUUGGUGAGGGAGCACGGGGGCGCGCACUACUCCAACGAGGUGUACGAGAGGGUGCAGGCCAUGCGGUGCGCUGACCCCCAGGACCAACUCGCCAAGGUGGCGGAGAUGGUGGCAGCGCGCAUGCAGAGGCGCACCAGGUUGCUAGCUGGGCUUUGGGGAUGGCAGAAAUCCUACCGGAAGGGCUGGAGAUGGGGUGUGACUGCCUUCCUGGGCGUGGCCCUCUUGAUCUACCUGCUGCUCUACAGAAAGAUCCAAGGCCUUUGGGGACCAGAACUGUCCUCUGAAAGGGGGCGGUCCAGGUUCUCUGGGACCAGCGGUACUUUUCUGUCCUUCUUUAGGAGUUCAGAAGACAGAGCCUGUGACAUGGGACGCACGGGCUUGGGGAAGUAUAGAUGCUCAGCUUGGGUGCUGAUGGGAACCCGGGGCUCAGCACUCUCCAGCCACAAGAGGGCUUUCUUGAAAAGGGGGGCUGUCUUCCACUUCUCAGCGUCAGGCUCCCAGGACUGUGCCCUCACACCUCCCCCACGGGGAAAUGAGCAGGGCAGGGAGGCUUUCCACAGGAAGCGGUGUUUUACUAAAGCAGUUCUCCUGUGUUCUGGCCGAUGUUCAAGGCCUUUCCACCUCCCCGAGGGGAUAGUCGGCCGGGCAGUGUGUGUUCCGUCACCAUGGGUUUUCUUCCUUUCCUGCCUUCCGACUCUGGAUUCAUGGCUCCGCGCGAGUAGCUGUUCUGUGAGAGCAUCGCUCAGCAGGCACAGGUCCACCGUCCACCGCCUGGCUGUAAGGGACGGCUUGGGUAAGGCGGAGGCCCCACCACGGGCUGACAGCCGCUUGGGAGACGGGGAGCCGCUGUGCACACGGAAGAGAAUGGAAGACCUUCAGAAGAGAGCAUAUGGAACUAUAUCUGAAGGACAAGCAGCCUACUGUGUAGAAGAAUCUCGCUGCCUGAGGAUCCUCCUGGUGGGCAAAUCUGGCUGCGGAAAAAGCGCCACAGGCAACAGCAUCCUCCGCCGACCAGCAUUCGAGUCCAGGCUCAGAGGUCAGGCUGUGACCAGGACCAGCCAGGCAGAGCUGGGCACAUGGGAGGGAAGGAGCAUCCUAGUGGUAGACACACCCCCCAUCUUUGAGUCAAAGGCCCAGAACCAAAACAUGGACAAGGACAUUGGAGACUGCUACCUGCUGUGUGCCCCAGGACCCCAUGUGCUGUUGCUGGUGACCCAGCUGGGACGUUUCACAGCUGAAGACGCCAUGGCUGUGAGGAUGGUGAAGGAGGUCUUUGGGGUAGGGGUCAUGAGGCACAUGAUUGUCCUCUUCACCCGCAAGGAAGACCUGGCAGAUGCGUCCUUGGAAGAGUUUGUGACCCACACUGACAACCACAGCCUGCGCAGCCUGGUUCAGGAGUGUGGGAGGAGGUACUGUGCCUUCAACAACAGGGCCUCUGGGGAAGAGCAGCAGGGGCAGCUGGCGGAGCUCAUGGCCCUGGUGGGGAGGCUGGAGCAGGAGUGUGAGGGCUCCUUCCACAGCAAUGACCUCUUCACUUAUGCUCAGGUGCUCCUUAGAGGAGGCUACAGUGAGCACCAGGACCCACACAGGUACUACCUCGCUAAGGUGAGGCAGGAGGUGGAGAAACAGAAGCGGGAGCUGAAGGAGCAGGAGGGCAGCUGGGUAGCCAAGCUUUGCGCGGUGGGUUCCUGCUCCCACACCGCAGUAUAUGGUCUUCUUAUUGCGCUUGCAUUGGUCCUUUUCAUCACUUUUGUUAACUUGUAUAUUAGCAGGUGGAAAUGAGCCUUUUCGGGUGAUUUCUGCCAUCAUCCCUGUCCUCCGAAGUUCCCUAUCUCGUGUUAGGGAACCUCUGUCUUCAAUUAAUUUCACUCUCAUGUGAUUCCCAUCGAUCAGACAUGCCCGGAAUCUUCUUCUGAAUACAAUGAACUAAAUAAAAGAUGAAAGAAAAACGUA
This is a messenger RNA of Apodemus sylvaticus (European woodmouse), 2743 nucleotides long. RefSeq lists its product as uncharacterized. The transcript has 6 exons. Gene Ontology annotation, molecular function: GTP binding. The coding region runs from base 164 to 2572 and encodes 802 amino acids. The record is from RefSeq and is a predicted model, not a curated record. Lineage: Eukaryota; Metazoa; Chordata; Mammalia; Rodentia; Muridae.